Molecule: messenger RNA, 3882 nt
Organism: Punica granatum (pomegranate)
Lineage: Eukaryota; Viridiplantae; Streptophyta; Magnoliopsida; Myrtales; Lythraceae
Source: RefSeq, a predicted model, not a curated record
AUUGCAGGAGAUGGAACAGAACUACCGCGACGACGACCUCGAGUUUGUUGUUGAUGACUUCUACGAUGAAUUCGAGGAUGAAAACCCUUUUGAAGAGCCCGAAUCACCUAUUCGCACCGAUUGCGACUCUGACUUCCGUGAUGACUUCGAGUUGAGCAAGUCAAAGACUGAUACAUCUGCUUUUGAAGCGAGGAAUGGAAAGGACAUACAGGGAAUACCUUGGGAGAGGAUGAACUACACGAGAGAUAAGUACCGCGAGAAACGAUUGAAGCAGUACAAGAACUAUGAGAGCCUCUCAUCCUCCCGAGAGGAGCUCGCGAAGGAGUGUUUACCAGUGGAGAAGGGGAACAACUUUUAUGACUUCCACUUCAACACUAGGCUUGUCAAGUCCACAAUCGUGCAUUUUCAGGUAGAGAAUUUACUCUUUUUUUUCCUUUAAUUACCUAAUGGUAAACUCAUGGAUCGACAUGUCUCGUCGGUGAGUCACUGGUAAAUUCAUGCAUUAUACAUGCAUAUUUUGUUCAUAAAGCUACCUCCAUAAAUUCGAAGAAAUAGUAUGCAGAUUUGAUGCAUCAUCAUUCCUCAUUUAUUAUGCUUUUCUUCGGAUGAAUGUCUGCAUCGUCAUCUUUAACCUUUCCCUGAAGAUGAUUGUCCUUGCAUUCUUUGCCUGUUCAAAUCUGAUCGUUUGUCUUUCAAACGGAAUGUACAUGAAAUAAGGCUGUCAUGUGGAAAUUCUUAUAUAUAAAACAAAAAACAAUCAUUGCAUGCCCUGCACAUUUAACAGACUUUGGCCUUUAGAUUCUGUACGUUCUUCAAUAAGGCGCUCUUAAUAUCUGUUUAUAUGCAUAUUACGUCUUCAAGUUUUGCAGGUUUAUCAAUUUGAUAUAUUCUUUAUGGAUAUCAUGUGCUUCAGUAGCUCUGUGCUACAACUAUUUGAUGGAAGGUUUGGAGUUCACAGGUUUUCUACUGAAUGUUAGGUUUUGGUAGAUUGUUUAGAUAAUCGAAGAUCAAGACAUCAUAAUCAAGUGAUGAACUUGUGUUGGGCUUUCAAAUAUGUCAUAAACUUGGGAGACUGUUCAACUGCAUUUUAUGGAUUAUUGUCCAAUUAUUUCAACUGACUUGUUUCAUAUUUUUGUUUUCAUCUUCAUGAAUAAUGCUUUUGGGGGAAAAAAAAUAAAAAAUCUAGGUGUAGGUACAUAUAGGAUAAGUAAAUGACUGUCUUGUUGGAGAACUUAUGAUGACCACUUUUAGAUACUGGUAUAAAACGCACAUGUUGUAGCUCUUGAAGAAUUCUUUGCAACUUUUUAUCUUUAUUUUUAAAGAAGGCCAAACUAGAAUUGUGCCUGGAACAUAGUUUUUUUGAGACAAUGUUUUUAUAUCUUUCUCAGCAAUAAGUAGAGUUUCUUAGCAUUUCUUUCAAUUAGGCGCUUAUAAUUGCUGAUGGUAAAGCUGUCAUAAUUUGAACUUUGAAGUAAGAUAUUGCCUUGACCUUCUGAACCAAAAACUAUUAUGUGGAAGAUUCGACCUGGGCUACCUGCUAGAGAAUGCUUGGUUUAUUUUGACUCCCAGUGGUAAGGUACUGAAUGCAUCAUGCUCUUGCUGUGGCUUUGGAUUUUAGAUUUCUUUUGGAAAGGACAUCUAAUCACGGAGAGUUUGCAAAUGCUCUGUGCCAUAUGAAUUGUUAAUCGUAGGGAAUAUAUAGACUCAAUAACAGCUGUAGCAAAGUGCCGCAUUUCUGAUGACCUAUACUCGAGAUAACAAAAUAGUAAAUGGUAAGGUAAUUAUUCUUCUAGCAGCAAUAAGUCAACCUCACCAAAUAGCUUAGAUUGAUGUGGAAACAUAAUGUGAUUGGACAAUGGAUGAGGGACCAUAUUGGGGAAGCACUAAAGUUAAUGUUUGAUUGUUCAUCAGACAAGUUUAUGUUCACAUUUGACGCAUUUGUUGUUGCAAAUUAUUAUGUGUUUUAACUCUCUGGCAUUAGGAAUGCUAUACUUCUCUCUUUAUUUCAGCUUUUAAAGCAAGGUGGAAGUUAUAUCUGAGCAGCUGGCACAGUAAGCAAACGGGUAUAUAUGGUAUGAUAGGAAGUGUUUGAUCACUGUAGAGGGGGCUGCAUGACAUUCUCCAUCAUUUCAUUUGUCUGCCUUUUGGAGUUUGUGUUAUUCCAUUUGCAUGAAUUGUAUGAUAACCUACUUACCAAUGCAUACUCUUCAUUUCCACUCCAACGAGACCAUCAGGUACUCGUUUGUAUAUGCUGAGUAGUUCUUAGUGGUAAAUUCACUUAAAAUCAUUAAUGGUGAACAACUUCCUUUAAGCGGCAGGUGGUCCAAAAAAAUUCUGCAUGCCUUGCUUUGUUUUCAUUCACCGAGAGUUUGAUAUUUACUGUAGUGACAAGCUACUGCAUACCCCAAAAUUGAGACUCUUGUACUACUAGAGGAGCCAAAAGAAAAAAAAUUAUAACAAAACAAAAAAGCGAUUACUGCAUGAGACAAACUUUAAAAUGGCCAUGCUAUAGUAAAACGCUUGUAUUGAAUUGUCAUAUGGAAGCUCAGUUUCACUGUUUUCUUUUGUCCUUCAUUCAGCUGCGGAAUCUUCUUUGGUCCACAUCAAAGCAUGAUGUAUACCUUAUGCAAAACUACUCUGUAAUGCAUUGGUCAUCAUUGUUCAGAAGGAGCAAAGAGGUGCUAAAUGUGGCCAGACCAAUCACUGCCAAUGUGCAGAGGAGGCCCAGCCUUCUGAUGGAGACCCUCUCUAGAGUGCAAAUAAGCACCAUGGCUGUAAAAGACAACUUACUAGUUGCCGGAGGAUUCCAAGGGGAACUCAUAUGCAAGUUCCUUGAUCAACCUGAUGUUGCAUUCUGCACCAAAGUAACAGCAGAGGAGAAUGCUAUCACUAAUUCUGUGGACAUAUAUCGUAGCCCAAUGGGUUCUUUGAGGGUCUUGGCUGCAAACAAUGAUGCCCGAAUCAGAAUUUUUGACACUCAGAAAUUUGCUUGCCUAAGUAACUUCAACUUCGGUUGGUCUGUAAAUAACGCCUCUGCUAGUCCAGAUGGUAAACUCCUUGCAGUGCUCGGGGACUGUGAAAAUUGCCUGAUAGCUGAUGCUCAAUCUGGCAAAACGGUCAGCACCUUAAAGGGGCACUUGGAUUACUCCUUUGCAUCAGCUUGGCACCCCGAUGGUCGAAUCCUUGCCACGGGGAACCAAGACACGACCUGCCGAUUGUGGGACAUUAGGAACCCGUCCCAGUCCAUAGCCGUCCUAAAGGGGCGAAUGGGAGCCAUCAGGGCCCUCAAGUUCACAUCCGAUGGCAGGUUCAUGGCCAUGGCGGAGCCCGCGGACUUUGUUCACAUCUUUGACGCUCAAUCAGGCUACUCUAAGUCUCAAGAGAUCGACCUCUUUGGCGAGAUUGCAGGGAUAUCCUUCAGUCCUGACACGGAGUCUCUCUUCGUUGGGGUAGCAGACCGAACUUAUGGCAGCUUGUUGGAGUUAAACAGGAGGCACUGCAACCGAUAUUUGGACGCAAUGAUCUAGUCGUGCUCAUUGAGCAAAAUUGUCGAUGCGGAAUUGUAGAUAAAUAUAGGACAAAGGUAUUGUUUUGAGAGUGUAUAUAUCUCGAUAUAAGGUUUGUAGAAGCAGCUUAGUACUGAUGUUGGAGGACGUUAACUAAUGUCCCUUUGGUUGGUUUGGAGAGUAUUAGUGGCCAAAAGAUCUUUUGCUGAUUUUGGAGAGCAGAUCAUUGGUAACCUCAAAUAGUUGGCCUUUUUUAAGGUUUGUUUUGCUCUUCGCGUACGUGAGGACCUGAAGACCCUGCGUGCAAUUUGUUUAUAUUAGAUUGGACUUGUGGUCAAUUAUUUUAUGAAGAUUUUUUUUUUCCUUUUUAGUUGAA